UUCAGUGAGAUAUUGUUUUCAGACAGAAUCAGUUUGGCAGGUGCUGAUAGAAGUGACAGAGUUUGUCACUUCAAGGGCCAACAACUGUGGCUGAAGCCAUGGGAUUUCUCUUAAGAUUUUUGCUGUUGUCCUUGCUAGCAGUUGGAAGACAACAAGCAAAUGCUUACAGGAUUGGAGCUACGAAGUAUGCUGAUAAUGUGCCAGUUGCAGGCUAUGAACCAGAUUCAAGUAGCCUCAACAAUGGAGACAAAUCUUUAUGGCGCACAGGGCCAUUAGACAGUGGAUCACAGGAAACAAACUACCAGUUUGUGCCAAACCUACAGCAUUUGUUUAGAUUCCCCCAGCAUCCUUAUGACCAGCCCCAGCAACCACAGCCACGGGGGCACCAGCAGCCUCAACUGCAGGGGGCUCAAUUGAAUAGCUAUCUGCUGCCUAGCUUCCUGCCUCAUCCCCAACCGCGGGUGCCCCAGCGGCCUCUGCCCCAUCCACGGGGGCACCUGCUGCAUAGCUACCCGCCCCAGCGGCCCAGCUACCCGCCCCAGGUGCCCCAGCGGCCCAGCUACCCGCCCCAGCAGCCCAGCUACCCGCCCAACCAGUUUCAGCCUCAGGUGCUCCAGCUGCCCAGCUACCCGCCCAAGCAGCCUCAGGUGCCCCAGCAGCCCAGCUACCCGCCCAAGCAGCCCAGCUACCCGCCCAACCAGCUUCAGCCUCAGGUGCCCCAGCAGCCCAGCUACCCGCCCAACCAGCCUCAGCCUCAGGUGCCCCAGCAGCCCAGCUACCCGCCCAAGCAGCCUCAGCCUCAGGUGCCCCAGCAGCCCAGCUACCCGCCCAAGCAGCCUCAGCCUCAGGUGCCCCAGCAGCCCAGCUACCCGCCCAAGCAGCCUCAGGUGCCCCAGCAGCCUAGCUACCCGCCUCUGAGCUAUCUCCAUCUGCUGCCCCAGCACCCCAGCCAUGUGCCCCACGAGCCAAGUUAUCUGCUCCAGCUGCUGCCCCAGCAGCCCCAUCCUCCUAGCUCUCUGCCCCACGUCCCCCAGCCCCAGGAGCCCAGUUACCAGUCUUUCUGGCCUCCUCAGUGGCCCAGCCACCAGCCGCAGGGGGUACAUGUGCCGCUGCCGCACCGCUACAAACCCCAGUAUCUGCAGAUCAGUUACUCACCCCUGCAGCUGGAGGUUUCGAAGCAGCCACACUACAAUGGCGGGCCAACUGCGACACAAGGAGUUGCCCCUGAAAGGGAUACAAAUGGGCACUACAACAUGAAGAUGCAUCAAGGAUGACCUUCAGCUGACUCAUUGUAUGACUUAAAAUAAACCUUGAUCUGUAA
Molecule: messenger RNA, 1321 nt
Organism: Micropterus dolomieu (smallmouth bass)
Lineage: Eukaryota; Metazoa; Chordata; Actinopteri; Centrarchiformes; Centrarchidae
Product: extensin-like
Exons: 6
Coding region: 99-1274 (391 amino acids)
Source: RefSeq, a predicted model, not a curated record